Molecule: messenger RNA, 3580 nt
Organism: Acyrthosiphon pisum (pea aphid)
Lineage: Eukaryota; Metazoa; Arthropoda; Insecta; Hemiptera; Aphididae
Gene: slbo
Product: CCAAT enhancer binding protein alpha slow border cells
Exons: 2
Coding region: 950-1807 (285 amino acids)
Biological process (GO): regulation of transcription by RNA polymerase II; DNA-templated transcription
Molecular function (GO): RNA polymerase II cis-regulatory region sequence-specific DNA binding; DNA-binding transcription factor activity, RNA polymerase II-specific
Source: RefSeq, a predicted model, not a curated record
GACGCCGACGUACUACUACAACAACCAAUACUAACACUACUACAACAACUACUACUACUAUACUUAUAUUUUACUCUGUGCAACUGGUGCCGAAUCUGCGCCGGGGUAGUCGCACGCUGAACACGCGUCUGGUAGGUGCGAACACGCUCUCGUGAUAUUAUACAGUCGUCGGCCGAUCCGUUCCGUUUUUCUACAUUAUCGUUCAAUAAUAUUAUUUCGCGUACGCAUUACAAUAAUAUUGUUUAUAUUAUUUUUCGCGUACGCAAUUUUAAAAUAUAAUAUUACACAAUUAUUAAUCAUAUUAUAUUUUAUAUUAUUGAAAUAUAUCAUUGUAAUUCUGUGCGUCUCGCGUCUUUACGAGGUAUUUACCGAGCGGUUUUAUUUUUUUCACCACUCGUCGAUGGGUCGUCGGUGGUAAAAAUCUAAAUGAAAAAUUUAAGAAAAUAAUUCGCAUUUUCUCUACCGCGUGUCACAUAUUAUAUUAUAUCGUCGUCGUCGUCCUCAAGUGGUGCCGUUCAAAAAACAUAAUAUUAUUAUUGUUAUUGCAUGAAUAUCAUACGCAUAUCAUAGAGUACGGUACAUCGCAAAGUUCGCGCACACGAUGAACACAAUGGUCACGCCGUUGUCCUCAUCAGUCGUCGUUGCCGUCGUCUCCGUCUAUCAAUCGACCGCCGCGAACGCAUCGUUCUACCGGUGACACGAGAGCUGUAUACGUCGCUGAAGUAGGUGUAGAGGUAGGUGGCUAACCGUACACAGACGUUCUCGUCGGUACCGAUUUUCCGCGACAGUGUCACGCGCCGUUCGGAGCGCCACACCGUGCACGCCGCUCCGGUUUUCGUUUGUGCACCGGCACCGUCGUUGCACUGCACCGUCACAUAUCGCUCCGCUCACACGCGUUGAGACGUGUACCUUACGUACCGCCACAUAACCCGCGUGGUACCAACAAACUAUGAACUCUCCGCAAAUGUACGACACGGCACCGCAGCCGCACGCCCAUCAGCCGCAACACCACCAGAUCAGCCAACAGGAACUGGCGAUGGCUGCCAAGAAAGCGCAGCUAGGGCAGCUCAAAAACAGGUAUGACAUAUCGGAACUGUCCACGCCCGAGAUAUCGCUCGACCUGCAGAACCUCAUCGACGACAGCCAGUUCAGCGAAGGGCUGUUCACGGAGAUCCUGCAGCAGGGUCAGGUCAAGUUGCCCAACGGCACCGGCGGCGGUGGAGGCCGAAACGGCGUCAACCAGAACGGUUUCAACUCGCGCACCACUCUCGCGUACAUGCCGCAGCCCGUGCACUACGAGAGCACGCCGGCAUCCACUGGCGGUCCCAUCAAGGAGGAACCGCCGGAGUCCGUCGAGUUCCGGAACCAGCAGCAACAGCAGCAGCAACAGCAACAGCAGCAGCAACAAUACCUUAGCAACGGCCAGGGAGGUGCGUUCCAGACAUCGCCCGUGUCUAGCAACGGCAGUAGCUCGCAUCUCAAGGCUCAUCACCACAACCACCACCGAAAGUCGAGUUCCGGCAGCAACAAGUCCGUGGACAAGAACACGGACGAGUACAAGAGAAGGCGUGAACGGAACAAUAUAGCGGUCCGCAAGAGCCGGGAAAAAGCAAAGAUCCGCAGCCGCGAGACCGAGGAGAAGGUCAAGCUAUUGGUCAAAGAGAACGAGCGGCUGCAGAAAAGGAUAGAGCUGCUCAGCGAAGAACUCAACGUGCUCAGGUCGCUAUUCACCAACGUGGGCGUCCUGCCCGAGCACCUUCACCGGGAGCUCAACAAACAUUUCGACGCCUAUCCACACUUGCAGUGAACCAUCUCAUGCGCGUGAUUUCAAGAAAUUGGUAUCGAUGAACCCGGUUCAAUAUCAUCUCCUCUCACACUUUUUGGUAUUAAACAGGGACAUUUUCUGACCUGUUUUUUUUAAUUAUUAUUAUUAUUUUUAUUAUGAUUAUUAUUAGGUAGUUAGAAUGUAAAAAUUGUUAUUGUUCAUAAAAAUCGUUUAUUUAAAGGUUUCUUCGAGACUUGACACAAAAAAAUAAAAUGAUAUAUUAUGUAUUAAUAUAAUAAUCCUAUAAUACUAUAAAACUACAAAGCAUCAAUAUACGUUAAAAUACAAAAUUAAAAUAUAUUGGCAGCGGCGCUCAAACGCUGAGCUACUUAACUAUAAAUAUAUAAUAAUAAUAACGUAUAAUAUUAUAUUUUUUUACGUACCUGUUCAGAGCCUUCUUUAAAAAAAUAUUACGAAUCUUACCAAAACCCUUUCGAUAUCGGGCAUAUUUUUAUACGUGAGUGUCUAAGACAUAGAUUUAUUAUAUGGACUAUAUUUAUUUAUUUUUCUAUUCGUACAAAAUCAUUUUAAUCAGUGCAAAUAUAAUAUAUUAUUAUUGUUUUGAAACGCCGCAGCAUUAUUUACCCCUCCUUUUAGGUUUGUAUAGAUGUGCAUACGCCACGAGUGUUCAAUUUUUAUUACCUAUAUCGUUUCGUAGAUAAUUGCUCGUCUUCUUGUAUUUUCUCUAAUUAUAAUUUUUAUUUAACUUACAUUUUUUUUUGUACAUACUAUACAAAUUACAUUAACGUGAGAGGAUCGGAGUGAACGGAUUGACCAAAAUAUUGUGUAUAAUAUUUCUUAUACGUAUACAUUAUAUCUAUAUAGUCUCAAUACGCUGUUCCUUGCUGCAGUUAUUACAACGUCAGCUGAGAUGUAUAUUAUGUUAAUAUUGUAAUAUCGUCCACGAGUGAUCGUAUAAAUGUUUAUACAUUGUAUAACAGUAUCGUAACUCGGAAGCGUUGCCGUCGGCGGACAUUCCUGAAUAUUACCAAAAUGUAAAAAAAAAACGAAUGUCCUACUUCCACCCAUCCCCACCCACCGAUAGUAUCUGGAAACGAUAAUAAUUUUAAAACGUCUCCACAAUAUCGUUAAAAUAUUAUUUGCUUUCCAAAGUAUACCGUAUGGGUUGUGAUGUGUAUGCGUAUGACUUUCGGUGAUGAUACCUGUAGAUUAUAUGUCCGUACACAAUUUACAUAUUAUUUACCAGUUUACCACAUGCGUUGUUCAGGUUGUACUGUAAGCACGUAUUUAAAUCUGCGUCGUUCAUCGUUAGGUACUACCGGAAAAGCACCAUUAAUUGUUCGUACUCAGAUAUAUCCCAAGUACCUAUAAGUAAGUACCGAGUGUUCGAGCACAGAGUGUGCAUAUUUUUAUCAUCAUUUUUGCACCGUACAAACAGAGGAAGAUUGUAACCAAGUAUCAGUUGCGUUCGGUUUGAAGACAGCUACUGUCGUUAUUCGUUUUUUCCUAUAAACCCUCGCGAGCGUCGGAAAUGUUAGAGUAGGUACACCUCCGGUCCGUUAAAUAAACAAUAAAAAAUAAAUAAAUAUAUUAUAAUAUAUUGGGUUGAACAUUUAUAACAAAUAACUGCCAAAAUUGGAUAGGUUUUUUUUUCUUAAUAAUUUCUCGUGUUUUUCCUCUUUUUUUAAAAUAAUGUUCUAAAAAAUUUUUUCAAUAAUGUAAAACACUGUGAUGUUAAAGUGCCUAUAUAAUUAAUAAUAAUUAUCGUUAUUUUCAUACCUGAAAAAAAAAAAU